This is a messenger RNA of Suillus subalutaceus, 420 nucleotides long. RefSeq lists its product as uncharacterized. Bases 1 to 420 code for a protein of 139 amino acids. NCBI's taxonomy places the organism in Eukaryota, Fungi, Basidiomycota, Agaricomycetes, Boletales, Suillaceae. The record is from RefSeq and is a predicted model, not a curated record. The transcript has a single exon.
AUGUUCCUUAAUGCCCUCACUGAUGAUUUCCCCCACGUCCGCAACCAUAUCGCCGACGCUAUCACCACCAGCAACCCUAGCGCAUCCUAUGGACCUAACAACAUUCGUGCUCGGCUCAAUGUUGAACAACAACUCAUCGAUUCCGAGAAGUCCAAAUCGGGCGACGUUGCUAUGGUCGCGACACAUAAGAGUGGUGGUGCCACACGCUCCACAAAGACUUGUUCUGACUGUGGGCGCACAGGCCACUCUGCCUGCUGCACUACUUGCAACGUUUGGGGGCAUAAUGCAAAGGACUGCUUCGGUCGAGGAGGAGCUAUGGAGGGCAAGAAGGAGGAGGUCUUGGCUCGUAAGCAUGCUGCAUCAGUAAAUCAUGAGUUUACUUUUCUAACUUCUUUCGCGCUUAUUUGCACAACCCGUUAA